Molecule: messenger RNA, 2901 nt
Organism: Erinaceus europaeus (western European hedgehog)
Lineage: Eukaryota; Metazoa; Chordata; Mammalia; Eulipotyphla; Erinaceidae
Gene: CWH43
Product: cell wall biogenesis 43 C-terminal homolog
Exons: 16
Coding region: 265-2367 (700 amino acids)
Biological process (GO): GPI anchor biosynthetic process
Cellular component (GO): endoplasmic reticulum
Source: RefSeq, a predicted model, not a curated record
UCCCAGGGAGCGCGGGCAUCUGGGGCGCGCGCGGCGGCCGAGCGAGCACUGCGCCCGGGUCUGGGCAGGCUGGGCUGCUUGUGGUGGGGCGGGGCGGCCCUGCGGUGUGACCGCACCCUCACCUGUGUUCUGAGCGCUGGCGGUGCGGUGGCUGAUCCGGCUCGCGCCCUGGGGUGCAGGCGCAGACCCGGGCGGGCGCGGCCACGGCGAGGGGCGCUGGGUACGUGCGCUGCUCGCCCGCAAAGCGCCGCUCCACGCCGCGCCAUGCGCUCGCUGUGGAGAGAACUCUUUCUGGAGACGCUGCUGGGAUAUGUCUGUUGUUCUCUCUACCAUGACCUGGCGCCGAUGAUAUAUUACUUUCCUCUGCAAACACUAGAACUCACUGGGCUUGAAGGAUUUAGCAUAGCAUUGCUGUCUCCAAUAUUCCUAACAAUUCCCCCUUUCUGGAAAUUGGUUAACAAGAAAUGGAUGCUCAUCUUGCUACGGAUAAUCACUGUUGGUGGUAUAGCCUCCUUCUGGGCCCCAAAUGCCAGGCUUCGGCUAGUGGUUCUUGCACUUGGUGUGUCUUCCUCCCUGAUAGUCCAAGCUGUGACAUGGUGGACAGGAAGUGGUUUGCAAAGGUACCUCAGGAUCUGGGGAUUCAUUUUAGGACAAAUUCUUCUGAUUGUUCUUCGAAUAUGGUACACUUCACUGAACCCAAUCUGGAAUGAUCAGAUGUUCAACAGAGUGAUACUGGCUCUGAGUACUAUAGCCACACUUGAUCGCAUUUAUACAGAUGGUGACUGCAGUAAACACGAUGGGAAAAAGUCUGGUGAGGCAACCAAAGGGAUGGCCACUACACCUAACUGUUGGUUAGCAGGAGCUGCUUUUGGCAACCUUCUGUUUCUCACGCAUUGGAUUUUUGGAGAGGUGUCUCUAGUUGCCAGGUGGGCAGUGAGUGGUCAUCCCGAUUCAGGACCAGAUCCUAAUCCAUUUGGAGGUGUAAUUCUAUUGGGCUUGGGGAGUGGAUUGGUGCUUUCAACUUGUUCAUGGUUUCCUGGUAGCAGUUUAAUCUGGUGGGCUACAGGAGUGGCUUCUGCUGCAGGGCUUCUUUUCCUGCCUACAUGGGCAGCAGCUAUAUCUGGCAGUGUGCUCGCGCUCUUCACAGCGUCUGUGUGGCCUCCAGUGCUGGGACGCCUUAUUAGCUCAGGACUGAACCCUGGGAAGUCCAUGACCAUUGGCAUGGCAUUUUAUCUUGCGGAAAUCUUUUUCUGUGCAUGGUGCACAGCAUUUAAAUUUGUUCCAGGAGGUGUUUAUGCUAGAGAAAGAUCUGAUAUACUUUUGGGGAUAGUGAUGCUAGUUAUUGGGCUGAAUAUGUUAUUUGGUCCUAAGAAAAGCCUUGACUUUCUUCUUCAAACAAAAAGCAGUCCUAAAGUGCUUCUCAGAAAGAGUGAACAAUACAUGAAAUUUUUUUUGUGGCUACUUGUUGGUGUGGGGUUAUUGGGACUAGGACUACGGCAUAAAAACUAUGAAAGGAUAUUAGGAAAAGGGGCACCAACCACAGAGGUCUCAGCUGCCAUCUGGCCUUUCAGGUUUGGCUAUGACAAUGAAGGAUGGUCUAGUCUGGAAAGAUCAGCGCAACUGCUAAAUCAGACAGGUGCAGAUUUCAUAACUAUUUUAGAGAGUGACGCUUCUAAACCUUUUAUUGGGAACAAUGACUUAACCAUGUGGUUAGGGGAGAAACUGGGAUUCUAUACUGACUUUGGUCCAAGCACAAGAGAUCACACCUGGGGGAUUAUGGCUUUGUCACGAUACCCAAUUGUGAAAUCAAAGCAUCACCUUCUCCCGUCACCAGAGGGCGAGAUUGCACCAGCCAUAACAAUGACUGUCAACAUCUCCGGCAAGCUGGUGGAUUUUGUUGUGACACACUUUGGAAAUCAUGAAGAUGACCUUGACAGGAAGCUUCAAGCAAUUGCUGUCUCCCAACUAUUGAGAAAUAGCUCUAAUCAAGUGAUAUUUCUGGGAUAUAUCACUUCAGCACCUGGCUCUAGAGAUUAUCUGCAGCUCAUCAAACAUGGCAAUGUGAAGGAUAUUGACAGCACAGAUCAAGAUAGAUGGUGUGAAUACAUUAUGUAUCGAGGCCUGAUCAGGCUGGGCUAUGCGAGAAUCUCCCAUGCUCAACUAAGUGACUCUGAAAUUCAGAUGGCCAAAUUUAGGAUCCCCGAUGACCCUACCAAUUAUAAUGAUAACCAGAAAAUGGUCACGGACCCCAGGAAGGUUCCUGAGAACAUUCAUUUCAACCCUCGAUUUGGAUCCUACAAAGAAGGUCAUAAUCAUGAUGAAAGCAAACACCAUUUUCACAUGAGUACUCCCAAGUACUUUUUAUGAACUGUUUAUAACAAGAAUUUAUUGACUGGGAAAACCUAAAGAAAACAAAGUAUGGAAGAUAAGACAAAAUUACUGAAAGUGGAAAAUGACACACAGAGAACCUUGAUUUUGACAAAUAUAUUUAUACAGUAGGAAAUUCUGUCAACUUAUAAACUAUAUUGCUUAAUACAUCAUUUCUCCAAAUUGGUUUUAAUAAUUAAUAGAAUGUGGGGUAGUACAAAAAUGUUUUGGGGAGAAGUCUGAAAAAAGCAGGAAAGUUUCUCUGUUAAAUAUAUAAUAACUAACAAAUCUAGUGUUUUAAUGCUUAAAAAUAGGAAACUGACUUAUCAAUGAGCUAGAAGGACAACUAACAUAGACCAAGCAACUUUAAAUCCACCCAGAACAAAGUACUACUGGAGAACUGUUUGAAUUUAAAUCUAAUUGUAUGAAGAAUAAUGUGUACAUAUAACUACUUCUGACUCAGCAGCAGUGGCAACAUGUCCAAUACCAUCCUUCCAUGAGCUGUGAUAAAUCAUAAAUCUUUUUCCAUAUUUA